CGGCAUGUUAUGAUUACUCGAUCGCUUCGUCGUCCCCGUUAUUUUUAUUCGCCGCCCCCUCCCCCUUCUCCCCCUCCCUAUUUCGCCCGUCAUUUUCUAAUAGUCUCAAAACGCUCGCUGUCAUGCCCGCUGUCACCAAAGUUUGCUGCAUCGGCGCUGGAUACGUCGGAGGUCCCACGUGUGCUGUCAUUGCCCUCAAAUGCCCUCACAUCAAAGUAACUAUCGUCGACCUCAACCAGUCCCGAAUCGACGCGUGGAACAGUGCAGACUACAAACUUCCAAUCUAUGAGCCGGGUCUCGAGGAUGUCGUGCGCCGGGCACGCGGUCGCAAUCUCUUCUUCUCAACAGAUAUCGACAGGAGCAUCCAGGAGGCCGACCUUAUCUUCGUGAGCGUGAAUACCCCAACCAAAAAGUCCGGCGUUGGUGCGGGCUUCGCCGCAGAUCUCAACUAUGUUGAAUCCGCGACUCGUCGUAUCGCGAAGGUAGCUACGUCAAGCAAGAUCGUUGUGGAAAAGUCCACUGUUCCGUGUCGCACCGCACAAUCAAUGCGUAUCAUUCUCGAGGCCAACUCAAGCCCCAACUGUCGGUUUGAUAUCCUCUCCAACCCCGAAUUUCUUGCUGAGGGCACGGCCAUUAACGACCUGUUCAAGCCUGACCGUGUUUUGAUCGGCUCCCUUCAGACUCCCGAAGGAAUCGCAGCAUCAAAUGCUCUGGUCGAGAUAUACGCAAAUUGGGUUCCUAAGGAACGUAUUCUUUCUGUCGGCCUUUGGUCCUCCGAACUUUCCAAAUUGGCAGCGAAUGCAAUGCUUGCGCAACGUAUCUCCUCCGUCAAUGCGCUCUCUGCGAUCUGUGAAGCUACUGGCGCCAACAUCGACGAAGUUGCACAUGCUGUCGGGUACGAUUCGCGUAUUGGACCCAACUUCCUCCGCGCGUCCGUUGGUUUCGGAGGGUCUUGCUUCCAAAAAGAUAUCUUGAACCUCGUUUAUCUCAGCGAAAGCUUGCAUCUUCCGGAGGUUGCAGAGUAUUGGAAACAAGUGGUCACAAUGAACGAGUACCAGAAACGCCGUUUCUCCAAAACAGUAGUCGAUACGUUGUUCAACACGAUCACCGGCAAGCGUAUUGCCGUCCUUGGAUUCGCAUUCAAAGCUGAUACGGGUGACACACGCGAGUCUCCAGCCAUUACCCUCGUCAGGGACUUCCUCCUCGAAAAGGCCCACGUGAGCAUCUAUGAUCCUCAGGUCGAGCAUACCCAGAUCUGGUCGGAUCUCUCCGAGGCUCUGCCUCUCGUUCCAUUGCCCAACCUGCAAAAACAAGUUCACAUCGCAUCGAGUGCUCUUGAUUGCUGCAAGAACGCGGAAGCAGUUGUCAUUGCUACCGAAUGGCGUGAAUUCCGUGAAAUCGACUGGGAGGCAGUGUAUAGGGGCAUGAACAAGCCUGCUUUCGUGUUUGAUGGGAGGCUACUUGUUGACGCACAGAAGCUUAGGUCGAUCGGGUUCAAGGUGACUGUCAUCGGACGGGGAGAGCAACUCUAGGUUACAUACUGACCUCCGACGGAUCAUAUCGUAAGCGGACGACUGACGCAGCACGUAAUGGGUUGGACUCCAUCACGGACUAUCCACAUUCCCUAUUACCCAUAGAAACUGCAGUUGAUUAUCUCGAAGCACAUUCCCAACUAACCAUCCUCUGUACAUAUCUAGUAUCUCCCCUUUUGGAUUUCCGAGACUACGAACUAUUACUCCCAGUAGAAAGCGCGUUCUCUCUAGAUACGUGACUACAAGUU
Molecule: messenger RNA, 1780 nt
Organism: Pisolithus orientalis
Lineage: Eukaryota; Fungi; Basidiomycota; Agaricomycetes; Boletales; Pisolithaceae
Product: UDP-glucose/GDP-mannose dehydrogenase family, NAD binding domain-containing protein
Exons: 8
Coding region: 123-1532 (469 amino acids)
Biological process (GO): glycosaminoglycan biosynthetic process
Cellular component (GO): nucleus; cytosol
Molecular function (GO): UDP-glucose 6-dehydrogenase activity; NAD binding
Source: RefSeq, a predicted model, not a curated record